ACGCCACAGACAGAAUACAUACAGGGGACAUUUAACAUUUAAUGAUAGUCUUCUUACUCUUCCAUGUCGGUCACAUUGACAUAGUCUUCUUUAUCAUUAAUUAAUAUUUUCCUUCUUCUUCACUACCCAAAAACAAAAACCUUGAUCUCAGUCCUAAAGGAGAGGGGACUGGAGCUGAACAACUGGGGAAGACGAUGAAGCUGAACUGGAAGCUAUGGCUUCCUCAAAAGCACAGACAUUUGCUGGUGAAGUUUGCGGUUGUCAUUCUUUUAAUGGGUUUUGCUUUUCGUCUCGUUUUUGAUCGGUCCACAGGGAUUUCAUCAAGAAUCGAAACCCCAUUUCCUGAGGAUUUGUCCAGAAUCGAAACCCCUUUUCCUAAUGAAGCUGCGGAUUCGAAACCGCUAGUUUCUGAAGAAGCUGCAGAAACUGGGGAACAUAUAUCUGUCAGAGAAAAAUGCAAUCUUUUUUCUGGGGAUUGGGUUCCAAAUCCGUCAGGACCACUUUAUACAAAUGAGAGCUGCCCCUUGAUAGAAAGCCAUCAGAAUUGCAUGAAGAAUGGUAGGCCGGAUAAAGAGUAUUUGUAUUGGAGGUGGAAUCCACGAGAUUGUGAAUUGCCGCGGUUAGAUCCAAAGAGAUUUCUUGAGAUGAUGAGGGACAAAACAUGGGCAUUGAUAGGUGAUUCAAUAUCUCGCAACCAUGUACAGUCAUUGCUGUGCAUGCUAUCAAAGGUUGAACUAGCUGUUCAAGUCUAUCACGAUGAGGAAUACAAGUCAAGGAGAUGGCGCUUUCCCUCAUACAAUUUCACUAUCUCAGUUAUUUGGUCCCCUUUCCUUGUAAAAGCAGCUAUUUUUGAAGACUAUAAUGGAGUUUCAACAUCUGAAGUGGAGCUUCACUUAGACAAGCUGGAUAAGAAAUGGACGGAUCUCUACCAGAACUUGGACUACAUGAUAAUUUCAACUGGGAAAUGGUUUCUCAAAUCUUCAAUCUACUAUGAGAACAGCAAAGUGUUGGGGUGCCAUUACUGUCCUAAGAGAAACCUUACGGAGUUGGGAUUUGAUUUCGCUUAUCGCAAAGCACUCAGAUUCGUGAUGAACUUCAUAGCAACAUCUGGUCAUAAGGGCUUGAUAUUUUUUAGGACAUCUACACCGGAUCACUUUGAGAAUGGGGAGUGGUUUAGUGGGGGGAAUUGCAAGAGAACGUCCCCAGUUAAAGAAGGUGAGAUUCAGUUGAAGGAGAUAAACAGGGUUCUGCAUGACAUUGAGCUAGAAGAAUUUGGAGAGGCAGAAAAAAAGGCUUCCAAGAAUGGGGUGAAUCUGAAACUGCUCGACUUUACCCCUCUUUUGUUGUUGAGGCCUGAUGGUCAUCCAGGUCCAUACAGAGAAUAUUAUCCAUUUUCACAUGACAAAAAUGCGAAGGUUCAGAACGAUUGUUUGCAUUGGUGCUUACCUGGGCCAAUCGACACAUGGAAUGAUGUGAUAAUGGAAAUGAUGCUAAAUGGCUAGGAAGUAGGAAGACAGCCAGUGUUAUGCCUGAGAAGUUUAUUUUUCACCAUAUCAAGUAUGAGAAAAUUGGACUGCAUCCCGAUGCAGACAUCCUCGCCAUGUGUAUACUAAAAGUUCAUUAAUCUUUUCGAGUAUGCAUAGCAGGUUGUUUUUACCACAAGUUCUUUCUGUAUUGGUCUCAACUGGCUAGUCUUUGAUUUCAUUACUUGUGGGUUACACAGAAUAGGAUAGUGCAAAGAUCAUCAUCAUUAUGAUAUGUUAUUGAAAUCUCAGCCAUUAUUGUUGUUUAUUGUAAACUUUGAGUUAUACUCAAUUAUCUGUUAUUCCAAUCAGAAUUUAUGAUAGAUAUGAACCGUUAUAAUCUGUAAACAAAUUAAAUAUUCAACGGUCUUUUCACA
Molecule: messenger RNA, 1900 nt
Organism: Ziziphus jujuba (common jujube)
Lineage: Eukaryota; Viridiplantae; Streptophyta; Magnoliopsida; Rosales; Rhamnaceae
Product: protein trichome birefringence-like 24
Exons: 3
Coding region: 195-1502 (435 amino acids)
Cellular component (GO): Golgi apparatus
Molecular function (GO): O-acetyltransferase activity
Source: RefSeq, a predicted model, not a curated record